AUGAUUGCGGAUGAAAUGAAAAAUGUUUUCGUUUUUUAUUUCAUCGGCUCAAUCCCACCUACAGUUAAUUUAAUAACUUAUGCUUCGAAUGCUCUUUGGACGCGCAGUGAUAUGUUGUGGAAAUCAUCGUUAGCAACAUCAAAAAAGAAUAAAGGAAAAAAUAAUUGGGAAAUUUCGUGGAAAAAAAAUUGUAAUGGAGAAUUAGUCACGUUCUUAAUUUCUGAUUACAAUUUUCCAUUCUUGAUAUUUAGACAUCAAAAAAAUAUGAUUGGACGAACUUUUAUUGCAUUUAAUGAUUAA
Clunio marinus is the source of this 300-nucleotide messenger RNA. The record is from the annotation of a GenBank genome assembly. Lineage: Eukaryota; Metazoa; Arthropoda; Insecta; Diptera; Chironomidae.